Lecanosticta acicola is the source of this 926-nucleotide messenger RNA. The record is from the annotation of a GenBank genome assembly. Lineage: Eukaryota; Fungi; Ascomycota; Dothideomycetes; Mycosphaerellales; Mycosphaerellaceae.
AUGCCUCAAUUCGCCGAGCGCGACCUGGGGGAGAGGGGGUUGAGAAGCUAUGGGAAAGGGCUCGAUCUCUCCGGAUACGCUCUCUUCGACCUCUCCCGCGAGUAUGGCAUCCCUCAGUGGAAACUGAAGGACUUGCUUGCUUCACUCAGCACCGCGCGGUACAACAACAUCUUCUUCCGUCAGAACAUCGGCCUGGUCGCGUACGAGCUUUGCAGCUACCGCGAAUUGGAAACCUUUGCGCGAAGCAAGAACUUGAAAGUACCCGAAGGAAUCACUCGGUGGGUGUAUCUCGGCGUCUGGUGCUGGCAAUCAUUUCCCUGCUGACAAGUGAAUCCAAUAGUACGAAUCUCAUCGACUUGCUCUGCGAGAACGAAACAUUCCCUCGCUUCGUGGAUCUUCCGGCGGAAUUGAGGAGCCUCGUUUACCAAGAGUAUUUCUCUUACACUCCGCACUCCGCCAACUCCAACGACCCGGGCUACUUUCGCCGUCCACCGCCCAUCACACAAGUCAAUCACGCCAUUCGCGAAGAGUCCCUCUCGGAAUUCUGGAGCACGCAGAGGUUCCAAUUCCACGUGUUUGGUCAGGGUGGUACCCAACAUCUCAAACUUCCGCAAACGAGAUUCUUCGAGAGAGCGCCCUUUGAGCAGCGACAGAUGGUCAAGAAAUUGCUGCUCGUGCUCACGGUGGAGGCAGAGCGCCCAGGGCGAGGAGGAGGACAUAAGGGCUCCAAAUGGGAGCUCAACCUAGCGACCAAAGGCAGGGCCGCUACCGUACGUCAUAUAGAGGGAGAUCAAGGAGAGCUCAACGGCGUGCUGCUGGGCUUUCUAGACUCGGUUGCCGAGCGUCCAAAUGGAGUGAAGUUGCUGAGUAGUGACUCGACGGCGAUUGCGAAAAUCGUCCAGGAUGAGCUCAGAUCAAGAAAAUAG